Molecule: messenger RNA, 166 nt
Organism: Racocetra persica
Lineage: Eukaryota; Fungi; Glomeromycota; Glomeromycetes; Diversisporales; Gigasporaceae
Source: the annotation of a GenBank genome assembly
AUGCCCAAAGAAACUAUUAAAGUUAACAUCCAGCCUGUACCCAAAGUAUCUUCCAUCAAUGGUUCUAAAAUUGCCACAGUUCCUGCUACCAUAAAUCUAAUGCAAUUGUUUAGUGCGAUCACUGAAACGCUACGUGUUGGAUACACAUCUACCAAAUAUGUAGAUA